AUGCUACGUAAAAAUAUUGAAUUUAUCUCUCGUAAAGUUUUUAGUUGUAAGAAGUUGUUAGUGAGGAAGUCUGCAUUGUUUAUAAAUGGCCCAAAAGCCAGUGAGACAUUUGUCUUUGUGACUCCCCAUGUUGAUAUACCAGAACUAAUCAAACAAAAGCCUAUUAUACAGGAACAAUUGGAAAAUAGACAAGCUAAUAUUGAUUUCCAAAAGGUGGAGAACCUCUGGGCCGUAUAUGAAGAGUUAAAGAAGCAGAAAUCAGAUUAUGAUAAAAAGAAAACUGAGAUUUCCCAGCAAUUGGGAAAGUUAGUAAAGAGUGAGCCUGACAGUGAUGUUACUAAAAAGUAUAAAAUCCAAAGUGAUUUGGUCAAAGAAAAUAUUAAAAAGUUAAAGGUACCUUUAUGGUCUGCUGAAGAAGCCGUAAUGCUUGAAGUAUUAAAACUACCAAAUAGUUUACAUCCAAAAAUACCACUUAAGGAAUAUCAAGUUAUACAUAGUCACAGUACCACUCCAAAUAAUGAUAAAGACCAUUUGACAAUUGGCCGAGAAAAAAACCUGAUAAACUUUAAGAAGAAUGAAAAUUACUACCUUACAGGGGAUGCAGCUAUCUUUGAACUUGGGGCAAAAUUUUACUUUAACAAUGUUCUAAGAGAUAGUAAAUUUAUUCAGUUUUCCAAUCCUGAUUUUGUGAAGAGUGUAAUUGUGGAAGGCUGCGGAGAAGAUCACACAGACCCAGAUGCCACAUUUAUUCUGCACCAUAAUGAGGAUACCAAAGUGAAUCCUGACAGCAGGCUGCAUUUGACUGGAGGGGCUUCACUCUGUUCUUUCUUCGCAUACCACGCUAAAAAUGUCUUGUUUGCAAAAGCCCUGCCAUUGAACUACUUUUCCAUGGGGCGUCAGUACAUACCAUCACCAACCGAAGAAGACAGCUUAUUUCAUGUCAGCCAGGCUUCCGUUGUUCAAAUCUUCAAUGUUACAAAAGAUGCUAAAGAAUGUGACAUUUCCCUUGAAAGAAUUAUUGGAAUUCUCAAAGAUGCUUACACCGAACUAGGCUAUCAUUACAGAAUAGGCUUUGUUCCAGCUCAUGAACUAGCCAUGUGGGAAUCCCUAAGAGUAGUAGUAGAGAUGUACUCGAGCUCUAUGAAGAAAUAUGUGAAUGUUGCCGAGAUCUCUGUCAGUGGAGACUUUAUAAGCAAGAGGCUCAUGUUUACAUACACUGAAAACAAGGAGUCGAAGUUCCCUCACAUUAUUUCUGGUACAAUUCUGAAUGUACCAAAAUUAUUAGCCUGCGUUCUUGAACAAGAUUCAGAAUUUUCAAUUCCUGAUAUGUUUAGAAUAGAGAACUGGUCAAUGAAAAGUUGAAUAAUAAAAAGGAACAAAAAAGCAAUUUAUUUUAUAAAAUAACAAUUUAUACAUUUGGUUUACUAUGUAGCUAGAUUAUAAAUAUUGGUUAUAAAUCGAAUUGGAAUUCUGUUCUCUUCCAAUUUGGGUUUUCAAGAUCAACCGGGUUCUGUAUGCUUCCCUCAAUUAUAUCUAAAUGCCCUGUCUUUGUUAGGAGCACUAUUGUAUGUGUCCUGUAGAAAUAAAA
Messenger RNA from Cydia fagiglandana, 1588 nucleotides. RefSeq names its product serine--tRNA synthetase-like protein Slimp (gene Slimp). The record is from RefSeq and is a predicted model, not a curated record. NCBI's taxonomy places the organism in Eukaryota, Metazoa, Arthropoda, Insecta, Lepidoptera, Tortricidae. Gene Ontology annotation, molecular function: serine-tRNA ligase activity; ATP binding; tRNA binding. Bases 1 to 1362 code for a protein of 453 amino acids. Gene Ontology annotation, cellular component: mitochondrion. The transcript has a single exon. Gene Ontology annotation, biological process: seryl-tRNA aminoacylation.